GUCUUCGCUCACUCGACUCUGGGCGUCUCAUCAGAGCACAUCCCCAGCAGGAGAGAGAGAGAGAGAGAGAGAGAGAGAGAGAGAGAGAGAGAGAGAGAGAGAGAGAGAGAGAGAGAGAGAGAGAGAGAGAGAGAGAGAGAGAGAGAGAGAGAGAGAGGGGGUGUGGCACCAUGGCGGCAAUGCAUGUGACGGCUCUGACGGUUGCGCUGGUGGUGGCGGCGCUCCCGACCAUUCAGGCUUUGAGUUGCCCGGGGCCCUUCAAGGCUCUGGCCAACAAGUGGUGUGUGGUCGCCAUCAUCAACAGGUCCAAUACGAGUCUUCAUUCGUGGAACUCGGCGAGGAGUGACUGUCAGAAUAUGGCGGGAGACUUGAUAAUUCUGGAGGACCACGACAAGAUGCGAGCCGUCUCUAACUACCUGGAUUCCUUUGCUGAACGCUUAUCAACGUAUCCCUGCUGGGUGGGCGGCAAUAAUUUCUCGGGCGUGUGGAAGUGGGUUGACGGACGCCCCAUGAGCCAGCUGUCUCACCUGUGGGCUCCAGAGGAACCGGUAAACAGCUCAACCCAGGGAACCCUCUACACCUUAUUGGUCAGGAUGCGGAAGAGGCGCUACAUGGUGUCUGCCUCUGACUACACCAUUCCGGGCUAUAUUUGCGAGACGUAGAUAGACGUAAGGACAUCAAGAGAGGAGUAGGAAGAUAUGAAAAAGGAAGACGUUAUAAGCUGCAAGAGUUUGAAAAAAAAAAAAAAGACGAGGAGACGAGGAAAGAGAGAACCGUGAGAGAAAAAUUCAAGUAGCUAGAUAUGAGAAACUUUAUGUACUAUGUUUAACAAGUACACAAAGGCAUUACUGAAAAA
This is a messenger RNA of Scylla paramamosain (green mud crab), 856 nucleotides long. RefSeq names its product C-type lectin domain family 6 member A-like. Gene Ontology annotation, biological process: biological process involved in interspecies interaction between organisms. Gene Ontology annotation, cellular component: external side of plasma membrane. The record is from RefSeq and is a predicted model, not a curated record. NCBI's taxonomy places the organism in Eukaryota, Metazoa, Arthropoda, Malacostraca, Decapoda, Portunidae. Gene Ontology annotation, molecular function: carbohydrate binding.